This is a messenger RNA of Penaeus indicus, 689 nucleotides long. Its product is annotated as kynurenine/alpha-aminoadipate aminotransferase, mitochondrial-like. NCBI's taxonomy places the organism in Eukaryota, Metazoa, Arthropoda, Malacostraca, Decapoda, Penaeidae. The record is from RefSeq and is a predicted model, not a curated record. Gene Ontology annotation, molecular function: pyridoxal phosphate binding; L-kynurenine:2-oxoglutarate transaminase activity. The annotation marks the transcript as partial. The transcript is spliced from 5 exons. Gene Ontology annotation, biological process: biosynthetic process.
CUUCUCUCCCCCCUCCCCCUUCAGCCACUGCCCCCGAGUUUCCUGCGGCUGGACACGGACGGGCGUGUCCUGAGGUUCGACUCCUUUUCCAAGAUCUUCAGCGCUGGGUUGAGGGUCGGCUUCGUGACAGGGCCGGCGCCGUUACUCGAGAGGAUGACGUGGCAUAUGCAGGCCAGUGUGCUGUGUCCGCCGGGUAUCACUCAGGUAAUGGUGAGUGAACUGCUUCGGAAAUGGGGCGACGACGGAUUCAAGAAACACAUAGCUAAGCUGAGGGAAUUUUACAGAGCUCAAAGAGACACCAUGUUGCAGGCAGCGGAAAAACAUCUCACAGGACUGUGUGAAUGGACGGUGCCGAAGGGAGGAAUUUUUAUAUGGUUUAAGGUGCCUGGCCUCCGCGACACGACGCCCAUGCUGCUGGAGAGGGCGAUCUCGAAGGACGUGGUGCUCGUCCCGGGGAGAGACUUCAUGGUGGAGGAGAAGAAACCCUGUCAGUACAUGCGAGCGGCUUAUUCGUGCGCCACGCCGGAGCAGAUGGUGGAGGGAAUGAAGAACUUGGCUCAACUAGUACGAGAGGAAUUGGCACUACGGAAGGACUCUUGAAGGCGAGGAAUAUUGUUUCUGUUUCCAUUCCGAUGUUGUAUUUCUAUUGAAUAUCGAAUAAAAAAGAUACUUCUGGAAUUAUUAUAUUA